Messenger RNA from Vitrella brassicaformis, 1319 nucleotides. The record is from the annotation of a GenBank genome assembly. Lineage: Eukaryota; Vitrellaceae.
CCAACUUGUGUCGGUCAUUCGUUACAAAAGAACGUGUGUGUCCCCUCUCUACUUUAGUUAGUCAUCGCACCGCUUGUCUUUGUCAGCACUCUUGAGCUACUUCUCCUUCACGUCCGCCUCUGACACACACACAUACACACAAGGGGUGGGCGCCCACACCCAACACCAAUACAUACUGCAUACUCUGCUCACUUACCCAUCCAGUAUUCGGCGAUUUUUCUAUCCUUGGCAUCGUCGUUGGCCUUCGUCACGUUCAUCUGCACACACAGAGAGACACAGACGUGCUCACGCCAUGUCAGACGCUUCCUUUGCUCACCCAGUAUUGUUGCUUGCUGAUCUUGUUCUCGACGGGGCUCCCGUGCAGCUUCAGGAUCUGGGAGAUGGUCUGCUCCGUCUUGUCCCCUCGGUCUAUCUUGAGCAGCAUCAGGUUCAGCUCCUCCACGUUCUUGACCUUGAUGCCCUGCCCUCCACCUACGGCGCCCGUGACGAGCUGGCGCACAUUUUGCUGCACACACAUACGGACGGACAGAGAGACAGAGGGAGAGCACAUUGAAUGAUCCCUCCCCGUCUGUGUGCAUGUCCCAUAUAUCAGUCAGCGCACGCGAAUGGCCCCGCCUGGCAUCUCCCACAGCGCCACGUGGUGGUCUGCCCAGCAAACAUUGCAUACAAUGCAGUGUGAUGCGUGGGGCAACACACGCGUCUGUGCUGCUGUCUUCUCGCUCAUCUGCUCGUGUGUGAGCUUCCUUCGUACCACUGAUGUCGGUCUCCCGCAGGAUCUUGGCCUUCUCAGGUAUCUCCUCCUCCUCAGGGGCCCAGUCGGGAUCGUCGCGGGCGGAGCGGGCCCUGCCCUUGCCGGGACUGCCGGCGCGGCUGCCCUUGGACGGGCUGCGAUGGGCCCCCCCCUCUCUACCUUCUCCUUCUCCUUCUCCUCCUGCUCCUUCUUCUUGUCGUCACCUUCGUCAUCGUAGUCCUCUACAGCGGCACCGAAAGCCGCAGCCGCAGCAGCCCGGCCCGACCCCUGCCUCAGUGGGCCUGAGACACACAGACAACAUCAUGAUGCAUGUCGGUGCAGGGCGGGAUCAUGCAGCGCCUGCAUGUACCUUCGGGCAGCCCCACGGGUGGCGAGUUCUCCCUCGUCAUGAACGCCCCUGACGUGACUGCAAACAGCAAAAGGCACGUGCAGGCAGGUUACAUGCCCAUGCAUGAAUGUACUCAUGGAUAAAUCCACCGCAAAUCGGCUCACCGUUGGCGCUCUUGGAUCUCAUCUUGGCCGACGCUCUUUCCUCCCUCCUCGCCAACUCCCUUCUGGCAUUCAUCUU